ACAUCGAUCGUCGGAUCUUUCGAAUCUCAACAUUCAAAGAUACAAAUUCUACGCUACCACCUGUCUUUUCAUCUGCAGACACAACACAGUAGGUAAUAAUUAUUAUAUCUACGAUUACCCAACGAUGGAAUCUCCGAUGAGACAAUCAUUAUUCAUAAGUAUAGUUUGGCCCAAGAAUUCUCUCUCAACAUAUUGGCAUCUAAAUGGUUGAAGAUACGGAGGUACAUUCGCAGUUAAUUUUCCAAAGAUUCUUUCGCUCAUCUCGCGCCCGUGUCGUCGUCGUUUGUAGUGUUAAGAUGCUUCGAUGACAAUAAAACUUAACACAAAAUCCGCGAAUCACUUCAGUCGCAGUGAAUUAUCGUUGAAUGUAAGCCGAUCUUGGUAAAGAACUUAUAGAAUCUUUAAGUUUAAAGAAACAAACGUUUUUGUAGUUGAAAUAUCAAAAUGGAAGAGUGUAGAACGGUCGCAAAGUAUAUUUUAUUGAGUUCGAUGAUUGCACUUGUGCACUGUGCCACAGAAACCACCUCAACGCCUCCACCAAAUUUAUUGAACAUUGUCGACGAUAUCAUUCCAGAUGUGGAGAAUUCUACACAAAAAGUGAUUAGAGUUAAUACUGUCGAUUUGCCAGCAAUUAUUGAAGACGAUAAAAACAGCACUGAUUCGUCCUUGUACAACAUUCAGUCACUACUUCCACCACCAGUUUAUUUGUCAUCAAAGAAAUUCCGCAAGCCACAAGUCACUCAAACUGUUGGUGAUUCUCCAAUUAUACGAUCACUUCCGGAAUUGAAACUGUCAAAGACGAAGAAACCUAAACAAAAACAUUUACAUUUGCUGUACAAUCAACAAGACUACGAUGGCAAGCAAAUUGGAAAAAGGAUGAAAGUGCGAGUGGCGCCCGGGGCAUACCCAAUUUACUAUAUUCUGGCUAAAACAAAUGGUCAGUUUCGAAAGCAACCUAUUAAAGGUUUUCGAAAUGAACAGGAACUGGAGAAGUAUUUCGAGAAGGUGAAAAAAGUUGAUAAGUUUAACACGAUUAGCAGAUGAGUUGAUGUAACCACCCCGAGGGCUAAUCUAUGGGGGGGGGGGGGGGGUCAAACAAAAGGCCAAAAUAAGAUUCUAGUGUAAUUAAAAUAUUUAAUUUUUUUUUAUAAAAAUUUUAUUUCGGCACGAUUUACUGUCGUGCUUUAAAAUUUUCAAUAUGAUAUAAGUGAUGAUGUGCUUGAAAUUCAAGGAAAUGUAAAGAAGAGUUUAUAACAAUUAAUUUAUUUUUAUUUUUUUUUACAUAAUAAUAGAUUCUUAGAUAUUAUUCUUAUUAUGUGAUCAAUACCUAUGAUGGGCGCAAUAUAAGCUAUUGUGUGCUUGUUGAUAGUGGCUUGAAGCUAUUGAUGAUGCGCAAUUAAACUAAUUUAAAUAAUAAA
Messenger RNA from Episyrphus balteatus (marmalade hoverfly), 1418 nucleotides. RefSeq lists its product as uncharacterized. The record is from RefSeq and is a predicted model, not a curated record. The coding region runs from base 445 to 1044 and encodes 199 amino acids. NCBI's taxonomy places the organism in Eukaryota, Metazoa, Arthropoda, Insecta, Diptera, Syrphidae. The transcript is spliced from 2 exons.